CAGCAGUCGGAGCGCGCCCCCCCCACCCACCCACCCGACACAGACACAGACACACACACACACACACACACACCUCACUGCAACGAUGAAGUUCGUUCGGUUCAUAAUGAAAAACGCCGCCUUGGCCAGUGUGCCCAAGCAUAUCGAGCAUUUCUCGAAAUUCUCUCCCUCGCCGCUCUCCAUGAAGCAGUUUCUCGAUUUCGGGUCCAUCAACGCCUGUGAGAAGACGUCCUUUGUCUUUCUGAGACAGGAGCUCCCCGUGAGGCUUUCAAACAUCAUGAAGGAAAUCAACCUCUUGCCUGACAAACUGCUCACAACCCCGUCUGUGCAAACGGUGCAGAGCUGGUACAUACAGAGUUUAAUGGAGAUCCUUGAAUUCCUGGACAAGAAUCCGGAUGACUACAAAGUGCUGGGAGAGUUUGUUGACGCCCUAGUCACCAUCAGAAACAGGCACAACGAUGUAGUGCCGACCAUGGCCCAGGGCAUCUUAGAAUACAAAGAGGCCUUCCCCUGGGACCCGGUGACCAACCAGAACAUCCAGUACUUCCUGGACCGCUUCUACAUGAGCCGCAUUUCUAUCCGCAUGCUCAUCAACCAGCACACUCUUAUUUUUGAUGGCACUACCAACCCUGUCCACCCCAACACCAUCGGCAGCAUUGACCCUCACUGUCAAGUUGGAGAUGUAGUCCAGGAUGCCUUCCACAGUGCCAAGAUGCUGUGCGACCAGUACUAUCUCCGCUCCCCUGACCUGAUACUACAGGAGAUGAACAACAAGAAGAAGAAGCAUUCAAUAAGCAUCGUAUACGUGCCCUCUCACCUUUAUCACAUGCUGUUUGAGCUCUUUAAGAAUGCUAUGAGGGCGACCAUUGAGACCCAUGAGAGCAGCAACAACCUCCCACCCAUUCAAGUCAUGGUGUCUCUGGGAGGUGAGGAUAUGUCAAUCAAGGUGAGUGACAAGGGCGGCGGCGUCCCGUUUCGGAGGAUCGAGAACCUUUUCAGCUACAUGUACUCCACUGCUCCUGCUCCACAGAUAGGAGAGCACACGCGGCCACCGCUGGCUGGCUUCGGCUACGGUCUGCCCAUCUCUCGUCUCUACGCCAAGUACUUCCAGGGGGACCUGCAGCUCUACUCCAUGGAGGGCCACGGCACAGACGCUGUCAUCUACUUGAAGGCGCUGUCCACGGACUCCAUCGAGAGGCUGCCGGUGUACAACAAAACUGCUCUGAAGAACUACAAAGUGAGCCAAGAGGCCGACGACUGGUGCAUACCCAGUAAGGAGCCCCUAGAUCUGAGCAACUAUAAGGUGGCCAAGUGAAAAUGUCCUCCGGGUCUGGUGCUUCACUACAUACCAUGAAGCCUCCAGAACACCUGCGUUCAUAUUCCCAUGUCAUCAUCUGCCACGGCAGAUGGGUACAGUCUGGUUUUAGCAGUAGCAUGUUCAUCUUGUUUUCAGUCCCCGUUGUCCUUCUGGGUUUUUUCAUGAGAAAAUAGACCAUUAGAAAACAGCUACUAACAGAGAAUACUUUUCACCAUCACCUCUGAGACUUUGGAGAGGGAGCUCCAAUGCUGCUAAAAUACACUUAGCAUCGGCAGGGGGUGUGUGUGGACACGGAGCCGAGAGUCACGUGCAGGUAGCGGGGAGGGAGAGAUUCGGCAAUGAGUGGGCCGAUGAAGACCUACAGAGGAGGGUUUUCCAGCUUAAGGCGUUAACGCAUGUCAUAAAUUUUUGCAGCCGUUGUUUAUAUAGGGGACAAAUAGAGGAAUUCACCUAAACAGGGGGAACCUGUUGUUGAACAGUUGGAAGAGAAAACAGAUUCCUGUCUUCUGUAGAAAAAUUUCACCCAAGCCUUACAGUAGCAACUUCACCCACAUGCUCAUUUCAUUGAAAUUACUUGAACUAUUUAAACUAAUACGCUUGUUGCACGUCGUUGAAUUUUAAGUACUGUAACGCUGUCGAGUCUGUCGAUUUGAACAAAUGUAUGACUUUGAAGUUAAGUGCUUUUGUGCUUUCUGCAUGGAUAUUUGUUUGGGCUUUUGAUAUUUCAAUCUUUAAAAAUUUAAUCAGAGUAUUCACACUGACUGAUAAGAUACUGUGUUAUCUUAGCAUCCUUUUUUUUUUUUUUGAUCCGGUUGAAUGUAAUCCACUCUACCGUGCAUUAGUUCGCAUUAAUUACGGAGAUAAAGAGUAUUAUAUGAUCGAAACUACAGCACCAUAGGGCCCAAUUUCUGUCUAAUGUAAAGCGUUUUACAGCCGGUGGGUCUGGAGUUUCAAGGCUUUUAGCAGAUUUCAAUGGAGGCAAGUGUUAUUAAACCCCAGAGGGCGAUUCAAGUCAGGUUUGAGUUCUGUACCAGUCUGUGAUCCAAUAAGGCAAGGCCAGUCCUGGAUCGUUUAUUACACAGUGCCAUAUGAGGACAAAAGGCUUUGGGUCCAUAUGUUCCGAAGAUGAAAAGUUUUCUUUUGUAUUAUAUUUAUCUUAAUCAUACAGCAUGUGAAAGGUUAUUUUUAUAGCUACACUUUUUGUGACCGAUGAUUGUAAAUACUGUAAAUACAAUCCAAAUAAUUAAAAAGAACAA
Messenger RNA from Xiphias gladius (swordfish), 2574 nucleotides. It is a transcript of the gene pdk2a, whose product is annotated as pyruvate dehydrogenase kinase 2a. The record is from RefSeq and is a predicted model, not a curated record. Gene Ontology annotation, molecular function: pyruvate dehydrogenase (acetyl-transferring) kinase activity. Gene Ontology annotation, cellular component: mitochondrion. Gene Ontology annotation, biological process: protein phosphorylation; regulation of glucose metabolic process. Bases 86 to 1315 code for a protein of 409 amino acids. The transcript has 11 exons. Lineage: Eukaryota; Metazoa; Chordata; Actinopteri; Istiophoriformes; Xiphiidae.